This is a messenger RNA of Penicillium samsonianum, 327 nucleotides long. RefSeq lists its product as uncharacterized. NCBI's taxonomy places the organism in Eukaryota, Fungi, Ascomycota, Eurotiomycetes, Eurotiales, Aspergillaceae. The record is from RefSeq and is a predicted model, not a curated record. Bases 1 to 327 code for a protein of 108 amino acids. The transcript is spliced from 2 exons.
AUGUCACGGCAAGGAGGGGGAUCUGGUAGCAAACCUUCUAUUUACGAGGUUUCCUACGUCAGUGACGGGUAUCGUUCUCAGGGCGAGCGAGUCAAGAUAUACGAGGAAACAGACGUGCAGUCUCCUGCAUACGAGCUCGAAGAGAUAUUCCGAGAGGCGCAAGGCCUAUCCGAGUCAGAGUUCCAACGAGAGCAUCCCAGUCAAUCAGAGAUCAGAGACAUAGAGAAGCUGGAAAUUGGCGUGGAAGACAUCGGACAGGCUUUAUUGCGAGCUGCUCAGACUGGCCAGGCUGGACUUGUCGAAAAACAUUUUGUCGAAUGGUAUUGA